Messenger RNA from Carya illinoinensis, 1014 nucleotides. RefSeq lists its product as uncharacterized. The record is from RefSeq and is a predicted model, not a curated record. The coding region runs from base 92 to 784 and encodes 230 amino acids. NCBI's taxonomy places the organism in Eukaryota, Viridiplantae, Streptophyta, Magnoliopsida, Fagales, Juglandaceae. The transcript has 2 exons.
UCUAAUAAUUGGUCCGGAUCCGUACUCUCCCUCUCAUUUUGCCUCAAUUUAUAGAGUCCAUGGCUCUCAUCAAAUUGAUGCACAGACAAAGAUGGCUACAAAUCCCAGCAGCAGCGAGACCGAGACGAUAAUUAGCUUGAAGCUUCUCGUAGACAAAAGCUCAAACAAGGUGGUGUUUGCAGAGUCCGGAAAGGAAUUCGUGGACUUCCUCUUCGGACUUCUACAGGUACCUCUCGGUUCCAUCAUCGCACUUCUUCGGGAUAAUGACUUGGCACCUGGGUCAGGGUCCCUAGGAAGAGUCUAUGAGAGUAUCGAAAACCUUGACCCCUCCUAUCUUCUUCCAAACCAAACCAAGGGUUCUCUCUUGAACCCUAAACCAGCAUUCCAAUCUUCAAGUCUUACCCCUCCAUUGCUGCAAAAUUUCGUUUCACCUGACCAAGAGAUCAGGACUGAGUCCGUUGUGUAUUACGUGAGUCCCCUAGAUGGGCUUUUUGGUGAUCUGCCACGAACUAGCCGCCGCGCCAAAGGAAUUCCAAACAAUACUGAGAAAGGGUAUGUUAGAGGUGUGGUGACAUACAUGGUUAUGGAUGAUUUGACGGUGAAACCCAUGUCAACCAUUUCUAGCACUGCCCUUCUGAUCAACACUUUAAACAUCAAAGACAUGGGUUCUGUCCAGGAGAAGAAGGUGGAGAUUGACAUUAAGAAGGGCUUGGAGCUGCUAAAGGUUUCACUCUAUUCCACCACAGUCUUGACAGACGUUUUCCUUGGGCACAGGGAUCUUUAGUAUUUAGUAAUCUUUCAAGCCAAUUCGAAGAAACAUGACUAUUUAGUAUGGGUAUGUGUGUAAAAGUAUUUUGCAAGGGAAGUUCUUCAUCCAUGAUUUAAAUGGUUUUAGGAAGAAAAAUAAGAAUUUCUGGGUUGUGUGUAUGUAACUAGAUCUGGGUUUUAGUAAAGAUCAGAGCUAUGUAUUUCCUUUGAUUCUCCUUAUGGUUAAUCAUUCUGGUAAUUCUUUUU